GCGGGCGGCAGCGGCGGCGGCGGCGGCGGGGGCAGCGGCAGCCCCGGCGCCGCGGCAAGGACUCGGCGGGCUGAGGCGCGGCGGCGGCAGCCGCACGGGGUGCGCGGGGCGCGGCGGCCGGAGCCCGGGGCCCGCCAUGGGCCGCCCCGAGCGGGGCGCGCUCCGGCCGCUGGCGCUGCUGCUGUUGCUGCUGCUGCAGCUCCAGCAUCUCGCGGCGGCGGCAGAUCCACAGCGCGGCGGCGAAGGGCGGGUCAAAGAGUGCGAAGAAGACCAAUUCCGGUGCCGGAAUGAGCGCUGCAUCCCCUCCGUGUGGAGGUGCGACGAGGACGACGACUGCUCGGACAACAGCGACGAGGACGACUGCCCCAAGAAGACCUGUGCGGACAGCGACUUCACCUGUGGCAACGGCCACUGCAUCCCGGAGAGGUGGAAGUGUGAUGGCGAAGAGGAGUGUCCCGACGGCUCCGAUGAGGCAGAGACCACGUGCACCAAACAGGUGUGUCCCGCAGAGAAGCUGAGCUGUGGACCUGCCAGCCACAAGUGCGUGCCCGCCUCGUGGCGCUGCGACGGGGAGAAGGACUGUGAGAGCGGAGCAGACGAGGCUGGCUGUGCCACCUUGUGCGCCCCGCACGAGUUCCAGUGCAGCAACCGCUCCUGCCUGGCCGCCGUGUUCGUGUGUGACGGCGACGACGACUGCGGCGACGGCAGCGACGAGCGCGGCUGCGCCGACCCGGCCUGCGGGCCCCGCGAGUUCCGCUGCGGGGGCGGUGGUGGCGGCGGCGGCGGUGGCGGCGCCUGCAUCCCAGAGCGCUGGGUCUGCGACCGUCAGUUCGACUGCGAGGACCGCUCGGACGAGGCGGCCGAGCUGUGCGGCCGUGCGGGCCCCGGGGCCACCGCCGCGCCCGCCUCCUGCGCCGCGGCCGCCCAGUUCGCCUGCCGCAGCGGCGAGUGCGUGCACCUGGGCUGGCGCUGCGACGGCGACCGCGACUGCAAGGACAAGUCGGACGAGGCCGACUGCCCACUGGGGACCUGCCGUGGGGAUGAGUUCCAGUGUGGGGAUGGGACUUGUGUCCCUACAAUCAAGCGCUGUGACCAGGAACAGGACUGUCUGGACGGGAGUGACGAAGCUGGCUGCUUGCAGGAGUCAACAUGUGAGGGUCCCCGCAGAUUUCAGUGUAAGAGUGGCGAGUGCGUGGACGGCGGGAAAGUGUGUGAUGCUCAAAGGGACUGCCGGGACUGGUCGGAUGAGCCUCUGAAAGAGUGUGGGCUGAACGAGUGUCUGCACAACAAUGGCGGCUGCUCCCACAUCUGCACUGACCUCAAGAUUGGCUUUGAGUGCACGUGCCCAGCAGGCUACCAGCUCCUGGACCAGAAGACCUGUGGCGACAUCGACGAGUGUAAGGAUCCAGACGCCUGCAGCCAGAUCUGUGUCAAUUACAAAGGCUACUUUAAGUGCGAGUGCCACCCGGGUUACGAGAUGGACACGCUGACCAAGAACUGCAAGGCCGUCGCCGGCAGAAGCCCGUCCCUGAUCUUCACUAACCGGCAUGAAGUGCGGAGGAUCGAUCUGGUGAAGCGGGACUACUCACGCCUCAUCCCCAUGCUCAAGAAUGUCGUGGCGCUGGAUGUGGAAGUUGCCACCAAUCGCAUCUACUGGUGUGACCUCUCCUACCGCAAGAUCUACAGCGCCUACAUGGACAAGGCCAGCGACCUGGCAGAGCAGGAGGUCCUCAUUGACAAGCAGCUGCACUCUCCAGAGGGCCUGGCGGUGGACUGGGUCCACAAGCACAUCUACUGGACUGACUCGGGCAACAAGACCAUCUCAGUGGCCACAAUUGAUGGAAGCCGCCGAUGUACUCUCUUCAGCCGUGACCUCAGUGAACCCCGGGCCAUCGCGGUUGACCCCCUGAGAGGGUUCAUGUAUUGGUCUGACUGGGGGUACCAGGCCAAGAUCGAGAAGUCUGGGCUCAAUGGUGUAGACCGGCAAACGCUAGUGUCAGACAACAUUGAAUGGCCCAAUGGAAUCACCCUGGAUUUGCUGAACCAGCGCUUAUACUGGGUAGACUCCAAGCUGCACCAACUCUCCAGCAUUGACCUCAGCGGAGGCAACAGAAAGAUGCUGAUUUCCUCCCCUGACUUCCUGAGCCACCCUUUUGGGAUAGCUGUGUUUGAGGACAAGGUGUUCUGGACAGACCUGGAGAAUGAGGCCAUUUUCAGUGCAAAUCGGCUCAAUGGCCUGGAAAUCUCCAUCCUAGCUGAGAACCUCAAUAACCCACAUGACAUUGUCAUCUUCCAUGAGCUGAAGCAGCCAAGAGCUGCAGAUGCCUGUGAGCUGAGUGCCCAGCCCAAUGGAGGCUGUGAGUACCUGUGCCUUCCUGCUCCUCAGAUCUCCAGCCCCUCUCCCAAGUACACGUGUGCCUGUCCUGACACAAUGUGGCUGGGCCCAGACAUGAAGAGGUGCUACCGAGCACCUCAAUCUACCUCAACUACGAUGUUAGCUCCUACCACAACGAGGACACUAGCCGACACCGCAAGAGCCCCUGGGACCACCGUCCACAGCCUCACCUCCCAGAACCACAGCACAGAGACACCAAGCCUGGCAGCUGUGGUCCCCAGCUCAGUUAGUGUCCCCAGGGCUCCAAGCAUCAGCCCGUCUACCCCAAGCCCUGCGACCAGCAACCACUCCCAGCACUAUGGGAAUGAAGGUGGCAAGAUGGGCUCAACAGUCACUGCUGCUGUCAUUGGGAUCAUCGUGCCCAUGGCGGUAAUAGCCCUGCUGUGCAUGAGUGGCUACCUGAUCUGGAGAAACUGGAAGCGGAAGAACACCAAAAGCAUGAAUUUUGACAACCCAGUGUACAGGAAAACAACCGAAGAAGAAGAAGAAGAUGAGCUCCACAUAGGGAGGACUGCUCAGAUCGGCCAUGUCUAUCCUGCAGCGAUCAGCAGCUUUGAUCACCCACUGUGGGCAGAGCCCUGUCUUGGGGAGACCAGAGAACUGGAAGACCCAGCCCCUGCCCUCAAGGAGCUUUUUGUCUUGCCGGGGGAACCAAGGUCACAGCUGCACCAACUCCCGAAGAACCCUCUUUCCGAGCUGCCUGUCGUCAAGUGCAAGCGAGUGGCAUUAAGCCUUGAAGAUGAUGGACUGCCCUGAGGAUGGGACCACUCCCUUCGUGCCUCAUGGAAUUCGGUCCCAUGCACUACACUCUCUGGAUGGUGUAUGCCUGGAUGAAAGGGUUUUCUGUAUAUGGGUCUGUGUGAGUGAGUGUGUGUAUGUGUAAUUUUUUUUUUAAUUUAUGUUGCAGAAAGGUAACCACAAAGUUAUGAUGAACUGCAAACAUCCAAAGGAUGUGAGAGUUUUUAUAUGUAUAAUGUUUUAUACACUUUUUAACUGGUUGCACUACCCAUGAAGGAGUUCAUGGAAUAGCUACUGCUGAGUGACUAACAUGAUGUACAUAACCAAAUGGGGCUGACGGUCCAGUAGCUUACUCAUCAUUUUAAAACUAUAUUUACAGAGGGUAUUUGGUUUGGGGGGGAUUUUUUAGGUUUUGGAGUUUGGGGUUUGAUUUUUUUUUUUUUUUUUGGCAUAUAAAAUGAUUAUGCUUUGUGGCUAUCCAUCAACAUAAGUAAAAAAAAAAAAAGACGAAGAAGAAGAAAAAAAUACUUCAACUCCCUCCCCCAUUUAGAUUAUUUAUUAACAUAUUUCAAAAAGAAGAUUAGUUCUAUAAAUAACUUAGAGACACGAGAGUAUUUAUUUUUGGUAUGAUUGGCCCACCAUACAGACUCUGUGUGCAUUUACGUUUAUAUGUGUAUGUGUGUGAGAGAGAGAAAUCUGUAGAGAAGAGGCGCACCUGUGGCUGUUGUUCAAGUACAUAAAGAUAAGUAUAUUGUAAAACAGUCCACAGAGGGGUAUCUGUGGUUUUCAGAGAAGCCUUUGGAAAUUUGGCUCAAAAAACAGAUGCCAUGGUUUGGGCAAACAUGUGGUGGGAGAAGCAGAUCUUUUCCACCUCUGGCAAUUUCUAGGACCCCAGUCAGUCAUGAAAGGCCUUGCAGUUCACCUGUGGCUGCCGUGACUCCCACUUGGGCUUUCUCUUCUGUGACUGAGGCCAGUGCACAGGCUUUGCACGGCGCCAGGAGGUCUCAUGAGCUCACAUGAGAAUGUGCCUGAACCUCCGCUACUCCUUGUUGUAAAGCUCA
Molecule: messenger RNA, 4194 nt
Organism: Acinonyx jubatus (cheetah)
Lineage: Eukaryota; Metazoa; Chordata; Mammalia; Carnivora; Felidae
Gene: LRP8
Product: LDL receptor related protein 8
Exons: 20
Coding region: 137-3151 (1004 amino acids)
Molecular function (GO): calcium ion binding; protein binding
Source: RefSeq, a predicted model, not a curated record